Molecule: messenger RNA, 860 nt
Organism: Andrographis paniculata
Lineage: Eukaryota; Viridiplantae; Streptophyta; Magnoliopsida; Lamiales; Acanthaceae
Product: protein disulfide-isomerase 5-1
Exons: 4
Coding region: 107-574 (155 amino acids)
Biological process (GO): protein folding
Cellular component (GO): endoplasmic reticulum
Molecular function (GO): protein disulfide isomerase activity
Source: RefSeq, a predicted model, not a curated record
AUUAAAAUUAAAAUUAGGGGUCUCUCUUCUCAUUCCGUCCGGACUGCUGUCCUCUGCGACUUCCCUGCUUCUGACGAUCACUGAUCACCGCGUUCUGUGGCUCGAGAUGCUGCGUCGGUUCAAAACUCCCUCCCUCUCCCUCCUAUUGUUAAUUUUACCCGCCGUUCUACUGCUGAAUUUGAUGAACAAUUCUUCGGUAGGAGCUGAAGUCAUAACCUUAACCGCCGAAACGUUUAACGACAAGGUGCAGGAGAAAGAUACGGCAUGGUUCGUCAAGUUUUGUGUCCCUUGGUGCAAGCAUUGCAAAAACUUGGGAACAUUAUGGGAGGAUAUGGGGAAGGAAAUGGAAGGUGAAGAUGAGAUUGAGAUUGGAGAGGUUGACUGUGCAACAAAUAAGCCAGUGUGUUCAAAAGUAGAUAUACAUUCUUAUCCAACAUUCAAGUUAUUUUAUAACGGAGAAGAAGUUACGAAGUAUCAAGGUCCUAGGAAUGUCGAAUCACUCAAAACAUUUGUUUUGGAAGAAACUGAAAAGGCAGCUACAAAGGCGCAGCAGGACAAGGAUGGUGAGUUGUGAUUUCACCCAUACAACUGAGUUCGACACGUUCGAAUCUGUCUUUUGGCCUUCAAGUGGCUAAAUCAAAUUGCAUUAUGGCUUCAACCUACCUUACAAGGUUGAGGGAAGGUGUCAAAUGCUUGGUGGCUGCCUGGCUGGCUGACUUGUUUGAAACAGCAGACGUAUACUCUCUCUCUCUCUCUCUCUUCUCUCUCUACACUACAGCCAUGAGAAUUGAUUAUUAGCUUUGCACAAUCAAUUUUUUUUGUGACCAUUCAAAUCAUAUAUAAUAGCUGUUUUGGUUGAA